Molecule: messenger RNA, 969 nt
Organism: Opisthorchis viverrini
Lineage: Eukaryota; Metazoa; Platyhelminthes; Trematoda; Opisthorchiida; Opisthorchiidae
Exons: 1
Coding region: 1-969 (322 amino acids)
Cellular component (GO): mitochondrion
Molecular function (GO): oxidoreductase activity, acting on single donors with incorporation of molecular oxygen, incorporation of two atoms of oxygen
Source: RefSeq, a predicted model, not a curated record
AUGACUUCAAAAAUUGCCACUGUUGCCAAUUUGGCAGUUCAUGUCUUUCAGCAGCACUCGAUUCGGUCCGGUUUAUCAUCCGCAACUCAGUUUAACAUAAGUUCAGUUGAUCUUCCGGGUGGUGGACCGCCCAAUGGACGAUUUGAGACCUCGCAAAAUUUGUCCACUCCACCAACAAGCACUACGUCCUCGCUAGUCCCCGACUUACUGCAACGCCUGUUGUCAUCUGUUCAUUCACUCACUCCAAAAGAUGUUGGUUUUGAUACGCGUUGGAUUUCCAGCGCUAAUGUGUAUGCUGCGCCUGUAGCCUACGUUCACAUUAUGGAAAACGAGAUUUUCUCCAUGGGUAUUUUCAUUCUACGUCCGGGAUCUCGCAUUCCGCUGCAUGACCAUCCGGGGAUGUUUGGAAUCUUGCACGUAAUCUAUGGUUCUUUACGUUGUCGCAGUUUCACUCCUUUACGCAACGUCAAAUCAUCAGACUCCAAUUUUCACAAGGUCGCGUUCUCCAAAUUCUCCGAUUCUCGGUGGCAACUGUCUGAUAUAAUUCUCGCUCGUCCGUAUCAAGAUGUCGUCAUGACAACUGAGAGUCAAGCUCAUCUUCUUUCACCAAUUGAUGGGAACUUCCACGAAAUUUCAGCAGUUGAUGGACCAGCCGUAUUUCUUGAUAUUCUUUCCCCUCCUUAUGACCACGAUUUGGGCACGCGAGAAUGCAGAUUCUACAAAGAGGUUGUCUUACCAAGUCCCAUCUGUGGUACCACAAAACACCAUGAUGAUUUCCCAAUCCCCUGUGCUGGUGACGCUACGGUAGGUGAUACAGGCACAUCAGAUAGUGACAUCAGUUCCGGACCUAGUGGACAGGUUUACACGAACCUAAAUGCACAGUCCUCUAUUAUUUACUUGGUGGAAACCAACCAACCCAAAGACUAUUGGUGUGAGUCCGCUGAGUACUCAGGACCCAGCGUGGUUUGA